AGUGAGGCGAGUUGGGUGGCAAAACGCAACCAAAACAAAGUCGGCCUAAUGCGGUGGAAUGCAAAUUUCUGGUGAUGGUACUCGAAAAAGUUGAUCUCGAAUAUCUUUGAGUGAUCCACGGUAAAAAUCUGUAAACCUUAAUUCCACAAAAAGAUCAGGAUUUGAAAACCGGGAUUUCAUUCCGGGAUUCAGAUCAGGAUUUGACAUUUCGGACCCGGCCAGAGAGAGGUCUGCGUCUGGAACCUGGAACUAUACCUUUUUAGCAUGAUAACACAGAGUGGGCGAGUGGGCUUUUGCCCUGCGUAGUGCGUUGUUUUCGUACACUAGUACACACACACACACACGUCACACACACUGGAUAAACCACGCCCCCUUAUUUGUGUGUUUUGAUUUUGCAAGACGGGAGACGCCCACGUCAUACAAAAGUCAACUCAUUCGUUGCAUUGCAUAGGAACGGAAUAUUAUUAUAAUGACGUGCCUUUAUAGAAGAAUGAUCCUGUCCAGAUCCAGAGUUGCGUCCGCUUCAGCGCCAAUUACAGAAGUCCUCUCUGUCAACCACCCCAGAGGAUUUGCAACGUCAAUAAAUUACGUUCCCCAGCACAAGCCUGUCCGAAGUGAAGAUGUGGAACCGCUCAUCGAAUUUGUCCAGAGCAGCAAAAAUCUCUUUGUGAUUACGGGGGCAGGAGUGUCCACGGAGUCUGGCCUUCCAGACUACAGGUCGGAAGGCACCGGCCUAGUUGCCCGAAGGCCCAAUUUCAAGCCGACAAAUUACCAGGACUUUAUGAAAAAGGAAUCGACCCGUCGCAUCUACUGGGCGAGAAGUUUCACAGCCUGGAAUUAUCAGACGCAGCGAAAACCGAACAUCACCCACUACACUCUUGCAAACUGGGAGGACCGAGGAAAAAUCGGCUGCUUGGUGACGCAAAACGUGGACAGGCUGCACCAGAAAGCUGGCAGCAAGAAAAUCAUCGAACUUCACGGCACCCUCUUUGAAGUUCGGUGCAUGGGCUGUGAAAAUAUUAUCGACAGAUGUCACUUUCAAGAAAUUCUGACAAAGGCAAAUAAAAGCCUCAUUAACCUGGAUUUCGAGGCCGCUGCCCUGAGGCCGGAUGGUGACAUCGAACUUAGCAAAGAAGUAUCUCAAAAUUUCCAAGUACCAGCAUGUGAAAAAUGCGGGUCUGGGAUUUUGAAACCCGACGUUGUUUUCUAUGGGGAAAAUUUACCUCUUGGAAAGAAAGAUGAAGUGAGGCAAGAACUGGAAAAAUGUGAUUCAUUGUUGGUGCUCGGUUCAACCUUGCACACACGGUCUGGGAGAGACCACGUCGAAUACGCUUUUAAAAAAGGUAUUCCGAUUGGUUUGAUCAACAUCGGGCCUUCUUUUGGAGACAAUGUAGCAACGUUCAAAAUAAACAGCAAGUGCGGGGAAGUAAUGAGCAUCGUGGCUCAAGAGCUUUUGUAACAAUAAAAAAGCUACUGUUAUUUGUUGAGUUACGA
Neocloeon triangulifer is the source of this 1494-nucleotide messenger RNA. RefSeq names its product NAD-dependent protein deacylase Sirt4-like. The transcript is spliced from 4 exons. Gene Ontology annotation, molecular function: NAD+ binding. The record is from RefSeq and is a predicted model, not a curated record. Lineage: Eukaryota; Metazoa; Arthropoda; Insecta; Ephemeroptera; Baetidae. The coding region runs from base 470 to 1459 and encodes 329 amino acids.